CGGAGGGAGUAAGUGUUAAAAUUAGGAAAACUUGGCGCUAAAAACAGAAACACACAACACAAUUCUACAAAUGGUGAACUAAAUCGUGUCCGAGUUAUGCGUCACGUAGCUACGCACAUAGUUUUAUUACCUCAAAAGCUAAAUAUAUUUCACCAUCAGAAACGUUUAUUCACAACUCACCACGAUCCUCAUUUAACAAAUAUCGAGUUUUUGUUACAGACAUGCUUACAACAUUGCAAGCAAUUACAGACCCACGUAGCGUUCGACCAAUUUCCUGAGAGAGUUAAAAAUUCUUUACGAGUGUGUAAAUUAGUACAUUGUCAAACUUUGAAACUUGGGUAUGGUUUAGCAGGGAAAUUAGGAAAUGCCCUUGUUAGUUUCUAUGCGAAAUGUGGCAAUUUGGAGUUUGCCGAGAAGGCGUUUUUGCGGGUUGUGAAUAGAGAUACAUUGGCUUGGAACUCGAUUUUGUCGAUGUAUUCGAGGCGGGGAAUGGUGGAAGAUAUUGUGUGCUCUUUUGGGUCAAUGUGGAAUUGUGGGAUGGUGCCUGAUCAGUUCACUUUUGCUAUUGUUUUUUCGGGGUGUGGUAGAUUAGGGAAUGUGGAGUUGGGAAAGCAAGUGCAUUGUAAUGUUGUUAAGAUGGGGUAUGAGUUUAGUCAGUUUUGUGAAGGUUCUUUGAUUGAUAUGUAUGCGAAAUGUGGUUGUGUUGUUGAUGCACGGAGAAUAUUUGAUGGUGCUGUUGACCCUGAUACGGUUUCUUGGACUGCGAUGAUUGCAGGGUAUGUUCAAAGUGGUUAUCCUGAUGAGGCAUUGAGUGUAUUUGACGAUAUGCAGAAAUUGGGUCGUGAACCAGAUCAGGUGGCGUUUGUUACUAUUAUCAAUGCAUGCAUGAGCUUAGGAAGGAUUGAUGAAGCUUGCCGCCUUUUUGGCAUGAUGCCUAACCGGAAUGAUAUCUCGUGGAAUGUGAUGAUUUCAGGACAUGCUAAAAGAGGUUACGAGGUAGAAGCUGUUACAUAUUUUAGAAAUAUGACAAUAUCUUGUAUAAAACCCACAAGGUCAACCUUAGGAAGUGUUUUGAGUGCAAUUGCGAACUUGUCGAAUCUUGACCAUGGUAUGCAAGUUCAUCCUCUGGCAACCAAACUGGGGCUGGAUUCUAAUGUUUUUGUGGGGAGUUCGAUGAUUAAUAUGUAUGCAAAGUGCCGUAAAAUGGAAGAUGCAAGAGAGAUAUUUGACUCAUUGGAUGAUAAAAAUAUAGUAUUGUGGAAUGCAAUGCUUGGAGGUUAUGUUCAAAAUGGAUAUGUUUAUGAAGUCGUGGAGUUGUUCAUGAAGAUGAGGAAUUAUGGUUUUCAAGCUGAUGAGUUUACAUAUACUAGCAUUCUUAGUGCAUGUGCCAUGUUGAAAAAUAUGAGACUGGGAUGUCAGUUACAUUCACUUAUUAUUAAGAACAAGUUGGGAUCAAGCUUAUAUGCAGGAAAUGCGUUAGUAGAUAUGUAUGCAAAAACGAGUGCUCUAAAUGAUGCCAGAAAACAGUUUGAACUCAUAAGAAACCGAGACCAUGUUUCCUGGAAUUCAAUCAUUGUGGGAUAUGUGCAAAAUGAAGAGGAAGAAGAGGCUUUCAACUUGUUCUGGAAAAUGAGGUCAGCAGGGGUUUCUCCUGAUGAGGGGUCAUUGGCUAGCAUACUCAGUGCUUGCUCGAAUAUUCAGUCAUAUGAGAGAGGUGUGCAGAUGCAUUGUUUCCUGAUCAAGUAUGGACUAGAAACAAGUCUAUUUGCUGGGAGCUCUCUUAUUGACAUGUACGUGAAGUGUGAGGAGACAAUGGCUGCACAUAAAGUUUACUCGCGGAUGACUGAGAGAAGUGUUGUCUCUUUGAAUGCCUUAAUUUCAGGAUAUGCUCAAACAAAUAUUGAGGAAGCUGUUCGUAUAUUGUACACUAUGCUAGAUCAAGAACUGAAACCAUCAGAAGUCACCUUUGCUUGUCUUUUGGAUGCAUGCAAUGGACCUUCGAAGCUGCACUUUGGGAAGCAAAUACAUAAUGCAAUCAUAAAGGUUGGCCAUUCUUACGGGGAUGAAUACUUGGCUGUCUCUCUUUUAAGUAUGUAUAUUAACUCCCAGGAAAAGGCAGAUGCAGCUCGUCUGUUUUCAGAAUUACCCAGUCCAAAGAGUACAGUUCUAUGGACUGUUGCUAUAUCAGGGUACACCCAAAAUGAUUCUAGUGAGGAGGCGUUACUCUUAUUCUAUGAAAUGCGUCAUCAUAAUAGUAUGCCAGACCAAGCAACAUUUGUUAGUAUCCUCAGAGCAUGUGCAGUUUCUGUUUCUUUGAGUAAUGGCAGAGAGAUCCAUUCUCUUGUAUUUCAUACUGGAUUUGACUUGGAUGAAUUGACAUGUAGUGCCCUCGUAGACAUGUAUGCAAAAUGCGGAGAUAUCACAAGUUCAGCACAAGUUUUUGGUGAAAUGCUCAGCAAGAGAGAUGUUAUUUCAUGGAACUCUAUGAUUGUGGGAUUUGCAAAGUAUGGGCAUGCUGAAAAUGCGUUGGAAACUUUCUAUGAGAUGAAACAGGCUAAUAUAAAACCCGAUGAAGUCACAUUUCUCGGGGUCCUUGGUGCCUGUAGUCAUGCAGGUUGGGUAUCUGAAGGUCGCAGGAUCUUUGACACGAUGACCGACUAUUACAAGAUUAAGCCACGAGUAGAUCAUUGUGCUUGCAUGAUUGAUCUCCUUGGGCGAUGUGGGCUUCUGGAAGAAUCGGAGGCCUUAAUUGAGAAACUAGAGUUUCAAAACGAGCCAAUGAUAUGGGCCGCAUAUCUUGGCUCUUGCAAAUUACAUGGGGAUGACAUAAGAGGAAAACUCGCCGCUGAGAAACUCUUUGAGUUGGAACCACAAAGUUCUUCCGCCUAUGUUCUGCUUUCAAAUAUAUAUGCUGCCUCAGGUAAUUGGGAUGGGGUCAAUUUAGUGAGGAGAGAUAUGAAAGAAAAGCAGGUAAGAAAGUUUCCCGGAUGUAGUUGGAUUGCAUUGGGGAAGAAAACAAAUUUAUUUCUUGCGGGAGAUGAUUGUCAUCCUGAUUCGGAUAAAAUACACGAGUUUCUGAAGGAUUUGACAGCAAUGAUGAAAGAAGAUAGUUAUGCUGCUGAGGUUGGAUCUUGUAUGCAGAUUGAAGGCGAAAACUCUAGCUCUACUCUCAUGUGAGAAGAAACAGCCUAUGAAGAGAAUAGUUAACAUACCGGAAUGUUGUGCUUUCUAUUUCAAAAUCAAUCCUGUAAAAAGGCUGGGCUUCUAAUACGUAUAUUUUUAAACCUGGAAAGCAAAUGCAUGCAAACCAAGAAAAUGUUUACUAAAAAUAUACGUAAAGAUGUGAAGUUGAAGUGAUACUUGAUUUACAAGUUUCACAUGAUAGCGAUAUCUAGAUUCACGGAUCUUUAACAAAAUAUAUCUAUCUUUGAUAUCCUUUCCUAGUACCUGUUCUCUUUACCUGUUGGAGGCAGGAGUCCAGUUCCGAGACUUGGUUGUUGAGGACAAUUUUUCAUCAGGCAUCUGCCUUUUUUUUUUUUUCUUUCUGAAAAAGUGAGUUAGGAAUCGGGAUUUGAGCUGGUGGAGAUGUACGCAGUAGUUGUACUGAAGCUAUGAUUUAGCCAUAGACAUGGUGAACAGAAUGUAGACACUUGACCGCUAUCAUGCCAAAGACGACCUUGCGGCAAAUGAAGAAAUAUGCAGGUAUAUGGAGGUGGAUGUAAAAAAGCAGCAGUUUGUUUUAUUCUUGUCUUUAAGCUGUACUCUGUAGUCGACCCUGAUCAUAUGCCUCUUAAGCUGGGGGCUCUGAUACUGUAUAGGCUACUUAUUCUUCUCCAGGGUUCUCUCAGCACUACUGCUAGUGGUAUAUUUUUGACUUAUGGUAGACUCGAACCAUUGCAUUCGUUAGUCUUUUACUCUUGAUUUAGCUAAACCAGGAAACCAGUAAAUUUUGAUUAAAUAUUUCAAAGUACAAAAGUAGGAAAAAUUCUCAUUCA
Molecule: messenger RNA, 3995 nt
Organism: Daucus carota subsp. sativus
Lineage: Eukaryota; Viridiplantae; Streptophyta; Magnoliopsida; Apiales; Apiaceae
Product: pentatricopeptide repeat-containing protein At3g09040, mitochondrial
Exons: 1
Coding region: 97-3177 (1026 amino acids)
Molecular function (GO): protein binding
Source: RefSeq, a predicted model, not a curated record